This is a messenger RNA of Peronospora matthiolae, 339 nucleotides long. NCBI's taxonomy places the organism in Eukaryota, Oomycota, Peronosporomycetes, Peronosporales, Peronosporaceae. The record is from the annotation of a GenBank genome assembly.
AUGAGACCUUCUGUGGAUCCAGGAAACUGGUCCCCUUUUCUUGGGCGGGAAGUCCCUGAUGGUGGAGCCAAGACAAAAAAGGAGGGAUGGUUUCUUCUCGCUGCGUGUGCUACGGGAGGCAGCGCAGCAUGUGACUCGAGGGAGAAGCGGUCCGCAGACUAUUCUAGUGCAGGGCACGUCGACGAUGGAUCGAAUCACCCUGCAAAACGAAGAAGUUCCUACUCUUCACGGUCUGCCGACAACUCGUCGACACAUUUGCUGAACGCAAGUUCAGUCCCACGAAGAGAACUCCCCCACGACCACGAUGACUCCCGUCGAGAUCUAGUGCCAGUUGUUUAG